Fragaria vesca subsp. vesca is the source of this 1677-nucleotide messenger RNA. Its product is annotated as putative pentatricopeptide repeat-containing protein At1g12700, mitochondrial-like. Bases 1 to 1677 code for a protein of 558 amino acids. NCBI's taxonomy places the organism in Eukaryota, Viridiplantae, Streptophyta, Magnoliopsida, Rosales, Rosaceae. Gene Ontology annotation, molecular function: protein binding. The transcript has a single exon. The record is from RefSeq and is a predicted model, not a curated record.
AUGGGCAGAACAAGUAGAGGGUUUCAUUCUCAACCUUCAGACCCAGCAAGAUCUAGAGAAACCCAUCGAUGGGAUCUUGUGAGAAACCCCCACCCACCUUCUGCGCCCAGAGUCAGAGAUCUUGAACAUGCCUUGAAUGUGUUCGAUGAAAUGCUUCAAAGAAGACCUAUGCCUUCUAUCUUCCGCUUCAUUCAGAUAUUGGGUCAACUUGUGAAAAUGAAACAUUAUUCGGCUGUCAUCGCUAUGAAUAAACAAAUGGUUGAGUGCGGAAUUCGUCCUGAUCAGUGUACUCUAUCUAUUAUCAUGAAUUGCUUUUGCCAUUUAAAUCAAAUGGGAUUUAGUUUAUCUGUGUUGGGACACUUCUUCAAAUUGGGUCGUCAAUCGAAUGUCAUCAGCUACAAUACUCUAAUCAACGGCUUUGUUCUCAAGAAUAGGAUUCAAGAGGCAGCAGGGAUUUUCAGCAAAAUGUUGCAGGGAGGUCAUUGCGUUCCCAAUGUGGUUACUUUCAGCACAAUUAUAAAGGGACUCUGCCGGAGGGGUGACAACAAUGCAGCUAUUCAGUUGCUCAGGAAGAUGGACGAAAGAGGUUUUAAGGCCAACAUAGUCAUUUAUAGCACGAUCAUUGACAGUCUUUGCAAGGACACACUAGUUGUUGAUGCAAUGAACCUCUUCUCCGAAAUGAUUAGUAGGGGAAUUGCUCCAAACGUUGUUACUUACACCUCUUUGAUUCAAGGAGCUUGCAACACAGGUCAGUUUGAAGAAGCUACAAAGCUGUUAUAUGAAAUGGCGAGUAGAAAUAUCUACCCAAAUGUAGUCACCUACAGUGUCUUGGUUGAUGGACUUUGUAAGGAGGGGAAAGUCGUGGAAGCCAAUAGUGUGGUUGAAAUCAUGAUCCGAAAAGAUAUUGAGCCUAAUGCGAUUACCUACAAUUCACUAAUGGAUGGUUACUGUUUGCGAGGUGAAAUGGGUGAAGCAAGAAAAGUCUUUGAUCUAAUGCUUGGCAAGGGUGGCAUGGUUAAUGUAUUUAGUUGUAACAUAUUGAUAAAUGGAUACAGCAAACAUAAAAAGAUUGAUCAGGCCAAUGAGGUUUUUGAGGAAAUGUUUCGUUUGGAAAUUCUUCCCAAUACGAUUGUUUACAACACUCUUAUUGACGGUUUUUGUAAAGCAGGGAGAAUGCAAGAAGCAGAAAAGUUGUUCUCUCGGAUGCUAAGUUGUGGCCUACUUCCAAAUGUUCAAACUUAUGCCAUUUUGCUUGACGGCCUAUGUAGCAGCCAACAACUUUCAAGGGCAAUGGAACUGCUUAGAGAGAUGGAAGACAACAAGAUGGAACUGAAUAUUGUAAUUUACAACAUUAUCAUUAAAGGUAUGUGCAAAGCUGGAAGACUUAAAUCUGCAACAGACUUCUUCUCUAGUUUGUCAUCAAAAGGAGUUGUGCCUGAUGUGUGGACAUAUAACGUGAUGAUUAAUGGACUCUGUAAUGGAGGCCUGUUGGUUGAAGCGGAAAAGCUACUUAGAGAAAUGGAAGCGAAAGGCUGUUCUCCAGAUGGUUGUACAUAUAACAUCAUCAUCCGAGGGUUUAUUAAUAACAACGAGAUAUCAAGGGCUGUGCAACUUAUUGAAGAGAUGAAGGGAGAUGGGGUUCUCUGCAGACGCAUCAACUAUGGAAUUGGUAAUUGA